GCCCUUCAACCACUGGCACGGCCAGUAUCCUUGUCAAGAUCUCAGCCUCGUUCUGCCGAGUUUUGCUGGGGCAAUUCCGAACUUGGCGACAUCGAGGCCCCGCAACCCGCAUCCUUCUCCACGGAAUCAUUCAGGCCCUGCAUGCUGCAUGGGUAUUUGCCGCCUUUCGGCAUUUAUUACAUUAUUGUACCAUUUGUACACUUCCGAGUACUAUAAUGUGGGGAACCAUGUGUUAAUGAAGUACGGUAGGACCUCCGAAGCCGGUUGAGUCCAAGCUGUCACGAUGAUAGAGGAGGAGGAGGAGGAGUAUAUAUUGUUUGUUACGGACCACUCGUUAAUUGAAGGACAGUCCCCUCGAUCUGAGAAAAGAAACUGUUUUCGUUGGACUCCUCGACUCGCAAACCACUUGAAAGCUCCAACAAUUUCAACUCGACACGUCGGUGUUGAUAAGUUUGCUCAGCAAUUAAUACCAAUCUGAGUGUUUACUUGCUACACGAGUCUUUUUCACCUGUGAACAACAAGGACGUCAACGGAAUCGAAUUGCAUUGAAUUGCAUCGGCGCAGUGUCUCUUCUUUGGUCAUUCAGUCAGCCAUCUCAUCUAUUGUCCGUCGCCAGAGUAUACAUACAUACAGGAAGGGACAAUUACGCGGCCAGCGUCAAAAACCAGCCGCGUUGCUACCCAGCGAGCGACAACACCACCCCCUCCCACCCAGUACAGUGCCUGCCGAUCAAGGUACCAACCAUCAUGGCAUCAUCAUCAGAACCCCAAUCUCAAUCAGGCCCUGAAUCUCAUUCUCAUUCUCAACCUCAAUCAUCCAACCCAUCCCCCUUUCCCCACGGCGUCUUCCUCCCCAACGGCAACCACACCGACCCACCCCUCCCUCCCACCGACGCCACAAUAGGCUACAAGCUAAACCACAUGAUGCUACGGAUCCGCGACCCCAGCGCCAGCUUACACUUCUACAUCACCCUCAUGGGAAUGCGCACGGUAUUCACCAUGAACGUCGGCCCCUUCACCAUCUACUACCUAGGCUACCCACAGACCGACGCCCAUCGCAGUAACUUACCUCUGUUCGGCGCCGAAACCGCCGCCAACCUGCAACACACACUAGGUCUGCUCGAACUGUACCAUGUGCAUGGUUCGGAAACUCAAGACAAGGACCACUAUGCCACGGGGACGGGGAAUGUGCCGCCCCACUUGGGAUUCGGACACUUGGGGUUCACGGUCCCUGAUGUCCCGAAAGCGCUGGAUCGAUUGAAAAGUCACGGCGUGCCAGUCCUCAAAGAUUCGGGCGUUGCUACGCGUGAAUCGAUUCCGAUUUCGGAUUGGGAAAAUCAAAGGGGUGUCGGGGUCGAAGUUAGGGGCACGGAUACGGAGAUUCAUCCCGAGUAUAAGAAGGUUUUUGAGAAGAUUGCUUUUGUGAGGGAUCCGGAUGGGUAUAUCGUCGAACUUGUGCCGCAAAAUGUCGACCCGCUCGAUCCGUAAUCUGUCAACGAUACUCGAAUAUUUUCGGCCGGAUGCAAGUGCAAGCCUGGGUACUACAGUAUUUUAUCCGACUCGCAGAUGCACGACUCAGGGCAGCGCGAUGGGAGAAUCCGGACUGAUUUUUUCCACGCUUAGAAGCUACUCACUGCCAAACUACGAUGGGCGGAGGUGCCGGGGAUAAGGCUGCCUGGUGUCAUAUCUGUCUUGGCUUAGAAACGUGCGGACCUACAGAGUACAGUGUUCUCUGCUUAUUCGAAAACUAUUCAUGUCCAUCUAGGCGUGGUGGCAACACAAUCAGGAAAAGGGUAGGGAAAUAGGCUCAUGAUUGAUCCAGCAAUGAUAAGCUGUAAAUGGAAUGCCUUUGGUUAGAGUCUCCUGACAGCAAAUAAUUCAAGCUCGCGUUCAUCAUGCAAGAUCCUCGGUCGGUUGAGUUUAUCAACUUUUAGAGCCAUUAGUAUCAUUCCUCAUACAAGCGUAUACGUCUUCACUCA
Molecule: messenger RNA, 1978 nt
Organism: Exophiala dermatitidis NIH/UT8656
Lineage: Eukaryota; Fungi; Ascomycota; Eurotiomycetes; Chaetothyriales; Herpotrichiellaceae
Product: lactoylglutathione lyase
Exons: 4
Coding region: 747-1487 (246 amino acids)
Source: RefSeq, a predicted model, not a curated record